Molecule: messenger RNA, 5280 nt
Organism: Manduca sexta (tobacco hornworm)
Lineage: Eukaryota; Metazoa; Arthropoda; Insecta; Lepidoptera; Sphingidae
Product: extensin
Exons: 4
Coding region: 238-1770 (510 amino acids)
Molecular function (GO): nucleic acid binding; zinc ion binding
Source: RefSeq, a predicted model, not a curated record
CAUAGACUAUAGACACGACAAAACUACUAGCAUUGCCUGUAGUUGCUUAACCAAUAUACUCUACUUGGAAAAUACUGAUAAAAGCUUAGAAUUACUAAUGUUACAGUUGAAUAUUUUUGGAUUACAACCAUCACCUUAUUACAGAAACCGAGUGUGCCAAAAAUUAUAAGUAACGGACGCGCUUCGACAGCAGGGGACCGGUUGAUUCUUUACAUAAAAUUUCAAUGUGUUCUGGAAAUGGUUUGCAAAGAGGACGUGGUAUCAUGGUUUAAAGAAUUGGAAAGCUAUAAACGCAUAGACGCAAUGUGUACAUUAUUAAACAUGUGUUUGCCGUUUGAACUGCGCUUUAUCGGAACGUACUUGGAGGAGCUCGGCAAGCGCGACUUUCAGGAGUUGCGUGGUGCCGAACUAAGAGCAAACAACCCCACAGAUCUGGCUGCGGACAUUGGCGGCGCUAACACAGAUCCUAGAACGCGACGGAAAAUGGCUUUGUAUGUGUCACUGUUGCGGUCAUGCAACUUCGCGUGUGCCACCACAUUGUACAACGCCAUGGUCAGCUUAGAGCAGAGUGGACUGCUGAAAGGCCUGUAUGGCGACUUGCUCGAAGAAAUCUUGCUAUUGUACACGAUGGCUCUACAUCAUCCUGCCUUCACAUUCGACCAGAAGUCACAUUUUGGUGAAAUUUUAGAGAAAUUGAAAUUAGAAGACCAGAGAAUACACUAUACAGAGCAGCAGGAACAUAUAAAUGUAGUACCCGUGAGUGGUGGCCUUACACAGUCUAAUAUAACAGCCAAUAUGUCAGUACCACCGCCUAAUUUGUCUAAUUUAGGACCACCGCCUGGUAUCAUGUUUGUUAAAACACCCGGGGUGCAGCCUCCAAACACAGACACAGUGCCUGAACUUAGUUCACCUCCAGUUCUGAGUGGAGCGGGGAGUGUAGUUUCAAUCUUAAGCGAGGUGCCUCAUCCUCCGCCUGGACUGCCUAUACCACAGUACAAUAUAGGAGAUUACAUGGGUCAACAUGCAUGGCCGGCAAACAUUAUUGUCUCAGCUAUUAAUCAGCCGGUAGAGGUAAUAUCGUACCAGGCGAGUGCGGGCGCGCCCACGUCGCCGCUGGUAUCUUCGCCGGGCGACAGUCGCGCCGCCUCGCCGCGUGCGCGCCGCCGCCUGUCGCGCGACCGCUCACCGCCGCUGCCGCCCGUUUCUAUUGGCCCGCCCGAUCAACUGCCAUUACAACUUGCUAAUUUCGAUAAUCUAUCACUUACAGAGAUGCGGCACGCUAUUGGUGACGAGAGGUUACGCGAUAUUGGACUUCAUCAGUACAGAUCAUUAGAGAAAUUAAACGGAGUUCGAAGACGAGCUGGCGUGUAUUGUCCGCCCACACGGUCUCCGUCCGACAGCGGGUCGAGCGCAGCGUCGUCGCCGCCCGACACGCCGGCGCUGGCGCCGCGCCGCGCCACGCCGUCAGCGCCUCCGCCCGUGUCGUUCCUCCAGUAUCCACGUCCGUUCGCUUACCCGACGCCGCCACCAGCUUACCGUCCGCCGCCACCGCCGUUCGCAAACGGAGAGCCGCCCCCGUACCCGACACCGGCACCUUAUGCGGGAUUCGUACCUGUGCUCUAUGCACCGCCGAAGUUAUCGUGUUGGAAUUGUGGCGCCACCGGGCAUGCUGGCCAUGAGUGUAAAGAGCCCAGUAUGGAAGAAAUGACUCGCGCCGGUGGCUACCAGCUGGACUUCGGCGGCGCUCCGCCCGAGUCAACGGACAAAUAGGGCGCGUACGCCGCGAGGUCUGGCUCGCUGUAGUGCCUCCCGGCCGCCGCUCAGCUCAGCUCACGGCGCCGAGGCGGCGGCGCUCGAUAUUGUAAAUACCGACUUUGAAUGUCGCGUCUGCAAGCCGUCGCCUCUUGGCGCCGCUAUGUCCUUGAAAUCGAGAUCCUUGCAAUUAUUGGUGGCAGUAGACAUUCAAUUGAUCAACAACAUUAACCCAAUGUGCGCUUAUUGAACCGAGAGGCGAAUUUUCUUUUGUUAUGAUUCAAAAGAGUAAUUGCACAUCCAGACUUCAAUUGUUGGAACACAUUUUCUGGACGGCAUAUAAUCUAUUUCUAGACUUUUGUGUCUAGAAAUAGAUUGAUGUCUUCUUCCUAUGGAUUUGAAGAAGAAUGGGAAUUUUAGUAAUAUUGACAUGUUCACAGAACUUGCUAGCUGAAUAUAUGAAAGACAUAAAUGAAAGACACAUAUGACAACGGCAGAUAAAUUUUCACCAUAUUUUAUUGGCAACAAUUCUAAAUGACUUGGAAUAGUGGAAAAAUGAUACCUAUAUUUGAUAUGGACUUUAAGUGCAAUUACUCAUGAUCAUUGAAUUCUGCUAUAUAUAUCUAUUGUGUAGAAUUUUGAGGGAAUUCCAUUGUGUAAAAUAACACAAAUACAGAGUAAUAGAUACAGUUGGGAAAUUUAGCAGAAUGCUGUUGGCCCUACCUAUGUGGAUUGAUAUGUAACAUUUUAGGACCAGCUAACUCGCACACAACUAAGCAUGGUCUUAUAAAUCCGAACGUGCCAUAAAUUGGUUUAGCUUGUUGAUUAUAGCGUGAGCGGUAUGUAAGAAAAUUUUGAUAAGAUUAGGUAGGUGGUGAAAUUAUACAGUGGUAAGUCUAUAAUCCUUAUUUAUUUGUUAAGUGAACAAUUGAUUGCCUAAGUUAUGACGUAGAUAGUUUGUUAGCUGUUUAUUAGAGAAUUUGUUAUAUAUUUUCAUUAAUUACUGUAAUUUUGCUGUUGAUUUUACAAUGCAUAUCAAUGUUUCAUUUAUUAUAAGCAUGGGAAAUAUGUCACAUGUUCAAUAGAUUUGGUAUUUUCUGUUUCACAUUACAGUUUUAUUAGAACUUAAUCGGAAUCGGGACUGUUGCUAUGAUCUCCAUUAUUUGACUUAAAAUGUUGUCUGUUGCUUCUCCAUAAAUAAAUGUCUCAAUUAUAAAGUGCUCCAAUGGUUGCACAUUGUUUAAGCAAUAUUGAACUCAGUUGUUAAGCCUAUCGUAACUCCUCCAGUGUUAUGGACUAUCAUUUGAUACAUGUACACUAUUUUUAGUAAAUCGAAAUAGUACAACAAUGUUAACUAAUACAUGCUCUAUUUAAUAUUAAAAUUUGCCUAGUGUUAAAUAAUAAUUGUUGACUGUAAGCACAAAUUUCGAAAUUUAUAUAUAAUCAGUAUUGUGCGCUUGUGUGAACUACCAUAAUUUAGAUUUUUUUGUAAACAGUGUCAAUUUAAACAAAUAAAAACAAAAUCGAAAAAAAAUCAUGACAAUUUUUCUAAUACUAAGUAACCUCGGAAUGAAAUUCUUAAAUAUAUUAGGGAUAGUUAUUUUGAUAUGACUAUUUUGUUAAUAUUUUAGAAUCUAAAGUCCUAAUUUUAGAUUGUUCAACAAUAGCAGUACUCUGGAAUUCCCUGAAAUUCUUUUUACUUCACUAUGUAUUGUAGUUACCUACACAUUGCAUAUUUAUAUUUCGUUUCCGGUACAAUGCCGAAGUUGCAACGCGGUUGAAACUUUACAUGACGAAUUUCGUAAAACAAAAACGUACUGAAUUUGUUUCCUUUGAUCUAAGACUGAUUCAUUGAACUAACUAUUGAAUUGGCUGCACAAAUUGAAAUUUUGGAAUUUUGAUAAAAUAAGUCGAAGCAGCAUUACAAUCAGCAUUCGAGACGGUUCGUCACAAUUGGGUAAUAAGAUGAUGGUAAUGUGAUGCAAAGUGAUGCGAAAUUAUUGAGAGUUGUUUUUAUAAUUGACUACAGAGUUGUGUACCUACGACAGAUGAUAUGUAUAGAACAAGGGAUUAUUUUGAUCAAGCUCACGAAAAUGCAAUGCUCGUAAUUAAUGUUAUAUGAUAGUCCUUGUAAAUAGUUACAAGUAUUUAAGAGAGGUUACACUUCAAGCGCGAUGUGUCCAUAUUUUGUAAAUAAUUCAGUUUAUGAAAAUUAGUUAAUAUUUAGAGAUUGAGUAUAUUUGUAAAUUAAUUUGUAAUAUUUUGAUUGUCCCUAUAGAUUGUUCAAUUGUUUCUGUAAGAUCAUUGUCACAAAUCACAAUUUUGCAUUUUAAAAGUUCCCCAAUAUUUGGAGAAAAGUUCAAAUUAGUAUGGUUGUAAAAUAUAAUUGUUUUUGCAUAAAUAAUAUAAAAAAAGGUUUUUUUAACGAAUCAGAUGCGUCACACGCAUGGGUGGGUGCUGGGUCGUGGCCGAUUGAUAUUAGCAGCUUGCCAAUUUAUAUUAUUGUACAAUUUUAUCAGUCAGUCCGCGCUGUGAUGACAUUCGUGUAUGUUAUGUGCCUGCCUACCACACAAACUCGUUUACCCAGUUAUGGUCGCUUUCGGACGAGUGCUGCGCUUGUGUUUUGAAUAUUUCGAAGGGCGCUGGUCCAAAGAGCCAAUGCAAUAGAAAGUGUGGAUUAUUUAUACUUUAUAAUAAACAGUUAUAAAUACAGAAAUAAAGGGACUGUUGUUAGUAUGAUACAUAUUAUGCCACUCCUUAUGAAGGUUGUAUGUCCAAUUAACGUAACUAUUGUGUUAUUUAUAUUCAUAACAAUUUUAUUAUGAUAUAUGAAACACGUUGUCGUAUGAUAGAUUAAACAUAGAAAAUGUAACUUAAUUGUAUUUAUAUAAGUAUGCAUAUUGAACGUUUAGACCCGACGUGAAACCGUGAUACAGCGAAUGCAAUACGGACAUAGCGUCAUACAUAUAACUGCAUAUCAUAGUUGGAACAGUGAUACUGGAGUAAGUUUACUUCAUUAUCUUUUGUGUGCUCAACUGCAUUAGACGAAGUACAUUUUCAGUGGAACGGAAUAAAAUAUAUUUUAAGUGUUUUUUGUAUGUACUCACGCAGCAGACAAAAUAACAAUAAAUUGUAAAAAAAUAUUGUUGCAAUGUUCGCAGCUUUACUUUGUACUAGUGGACUAUGAAAAUAUUUUUUUACUUUGUACAGAAUGUUAUAAAUGUGAUAAAUAAAUUUUGACAUAUUUAAUUAGAAAUUGUGAUUUAGUAAGGUGUGUAGAUAAUAAUAAAAUAUGAAAUGAAAACUCGCUUUACUAAAUAAAGUUUACUAUCCUACCGCUAUGUGUAACAUUGUUUUCUCACAUUUUUAUAUUUGGGUAUUUAUGUAUUCUAAGCUGUUGUACCUCUGCUAGUGAAAAAUUAUUAAAAAAAAACAGGAAAAUGAGUAUUCGGCCCAGAUUGUCAGCCCUCUGUAUCCCACCAAUGCUGUGAAUCAUUUGCUUCCUGAAAAAUAAACAAACAAAAUCUA